Molecule: messenger RNA, 6774 nt
Organism: Sus scrofa (pig)
Lineage: Eukaryota; Metazoa; Chordata; Mammalia; Artiodactyla; Suidae
Source: RefSeq, a predicted model, not a curated record
UUGCCGGGGCUGAGCCUGUGAUGAGGCCCCGACGAGGUUUCUGGAACAAGUGGCUUCGGGUAAUGGUACGAGCACGACCCAGUUCCGGUCAGUGAGGGAGAAGCCUGCUGGGGUGCAGUCAGAGAGGCUUGGAUGAGGAGACAUCGCUUCCUCUCCCAUGUUCUGCGCUGCGGUGCCAGGACGUGACAUUUGGGCUUGUUGUAGUCAACUUAAUACCAGGAGACCACCAACCAGAGGUCGAAAAUCCAAGGUGUUGAGAAUAUCAGAGCAAAAGGAUGGAAAGAGCCUGGGCCCCGGGGCCGUCGCUGAACUGCUGCACCAAGUCUUGGACGGAAGGGAGAAGCCAGUGGAGGCAUGACCAGCCUGGAGCCAAGUGAGGCUGAUGGCGCAGCUGAGUGCACCUGCUUAGACCCUCCACUCACUGGCUUCUUGGUGACCUGACUCUGCACAUCCUUGUGGCUUGCGUCUUCUUGCUGGUUGUUCAUCUGCAGGAAGAGUUUCUUGAUCCCUUUGCCAAGAAGACAGAAUGGGCUCCCAGGAUGCAGUGGAAACUUUCCCUUCUCAUAGGAAGAAGAUGGGAAGGUUUCUCUCCCACAGUGUGACAGGCGAGGCGCAUCGUAUCUCAGGCCGACUCCUUGGGAAAGUGACUCAGUCGGGCACUUUGGUCCAAAAGUCACUCCCGAGUUGGCCUGAAAUCAAGCACCAAGCAAAAGGAACAGCAAUGGAAAGCUUCCAUGUACGGCAGCAUGACUCCAAACUCCUUUACAAGCCCUCUGAUUGAGAAGCCAGUUGGUAAAGAAAGCAUGCCUCAGACUCCUCCCUUUUCAGCAAUGUUUGACAGCAGUGGUUACAACCGAAACCUCUAUCAGUCUGCGGAGGACAGCUGUGGAGGGUUGUAUUACCAUGACAACAACCUCCUCUCUGGGUCUCUGGAGGCGCUCAUCCAGCACCUGGUACCUAGCGUGGACUACUAUCCAGACAGAACCUACAUCUUCACCUUCCUGCUCAGCUCCCGGCUGUUCAUGCAUCCGUAUGAGCUGAUGGCCAAGGUGUGCCACUUGUGUGUUGAGCACCAGCGACUCAGUGAGCCUGAUGGGGAUAAGAGCCAAAUAAGAAAAAUUGCACCCAAAAUUCUUCAACUCCUGACGGAAUGGACAGAAACCUUUCCUUAUGAUUUUCGGGAUGAAAGAAUGAUGAGAAACUUAAAAGACCUGGCCCACCAAAUAGCCAGUGGCGAGGAGACGUACAGGAAGAAUGUGCAGCAGAUGAUGCAGUGUCUGAUCCGCAAGCUCGCCGCGCUCAGCCAGUACGAGGAGAUCCUGGCAAAAAUCAGCUCCACGUCUACAGAUCGGCUCACGGUCCUCAAGGCCAAGCCACAGUCCAUACAGAGGGGCGUCCUCACCAUCUGCAGUGACCCCUACACGCUGGCCCAGCAGCUGACUCACAUAGAGCUGGAGAGGCUGAAUUAUAUUGGCCCAGAAGAAUUCGUUCAGGCGUUUGUGCAGAAGGACCCUUUGGACAAUGACAAGAGUUGCUACAGUGAACGGAAGAAAACACGCAGCUUGGAGGCUUACGUGGAGUGGUUUAACCGCCUCAGCUACUUGGUUGCCACGGAAAUCUGCAUGCCUGUAAAGAAGAAGCACCGAGCAAGGAUGAUCGAGUAUUUCAUUGACGUGGCUCGGGAGUGUUUCAACAUCGGCAACUUUAAUUCCUUGAUGGCAAUAAUCUCUGGCAUGAAUAUGAGCCCCGUCUCUCGACUGAAGAAAACUUGGGCCAAGGUGAAGACGGCCAAGUUCGACGUUCUUGAGCAUCAGAUGGACCCUUCGAGCAACUUCUACAAUUAUCGAACAGCUCUGCGUGGGGCAGCACAAAGGUCUUUAACCGCUCAUAGCAGCAGGGAAAAGAUUGUGAUACCAUUCUUCAGUCUUUUAAUCAAAGAUAUUUAUUUCCUCAAUGAAGGCUGUGCUAACCGCCUUCCCAAUGGCCACGUCAACUUCGAGAAAUUUUGGGAACUGGCCAAGCAAGUGAGCGAGUUCAUGACGUGGAAACAAGUGGAGUGUCCGUUUGAGAGGGACCGGAAGAUCUUGCAGUACCUGCUCACGGUCCCCGUCUUCAGCGAGGACGCUCUCUACCUGGCUUCCUAUGAGAGUGAAGGACCUGAAAAUCACAUAGAGAAAGACAGGUGGAAGUCCUUAAGGUGGGUGCCCUUGCUUUUCCAUGCUGCUCGAAUCUCAAGAUGCUGUUGCCUCAAGUGAAGGAAGCCGCGUGCCGGGCUGCGUUUUUCCAAGUCUCUGCCCCUGUCUCCUGUCAACUGAAUCUUGUGGCUUGGAAUCCUCAUUGCCAUCAUUCAGUUUUACUGCUUUUUUUCUCUCUUUUUUAAUACUGGCAGAUAUACAGUGAUUCUGUUCUGCUGUCUCUUCCCUGUUAUUUUAUGGAAUGAGGAACUGAAAUUACCCCGUGGUACGUUAAAACAGGGCCCGAUGCAUUAUCUUCAUCUAAGAGAUAAGAAGUUCAGAUGCAAUUUCUGAAUAGUUCUAAUACUAAAAUUGUAUUUGACCUGAGAUGAAAGAGACCCAAGUCCCGCUGGUUCAGUAAAUUUGAAUGUCACUUAGCAAUGAGCUCUAGGUCCCUUCUUUGGAGAGAAAGAGAAAGAGUUGGGACUUUGGAGUAAUGCAGGUCUUUUCAAAUUUAAAACUUCUGUUAAUCAAUUGGUGUUUUCAGACAAAUGUACUUUCAAACAGAACUAGGGGGAGUUCCCAUCGUAGCUCAGUGGUAACGUGAGGACUUGGUUCAAUCUCUGAGCUCGCUCAGUGGGUUAAGCAUCCGGCGUUGCCCUGAGCUGUGGUGUAGGUCACAGAUGCGGCUCGGAUCUGGCCUUGCUGUGUGGCUGUGGUGUAGGCCGGUGGCUGGAGUUCUGAUUCAACCCCUAGCCUGGGAACUUCCAUAUGCCUCAGGUUCGGCCCUAAAAAGACAAAAGAAAAACCCAAAACAAACCAAAUUAGGGUAGGUAAGUUUGUAUUUUAACCCUUUGAGAUGCCGUACUUUAGGCUGUAGUAUUACUGGAAUCAGCAUGGCUGUGUGUGUUUCUGCUGAGAGACUCCGGGAACGUGUGCCUCUCUGUUCCACGUUGACAGGCCAUUUCUCGUCUUCCUGCAGCCCUUUGGGAGCCUUCAUUAUACUUGAUCUUGGGCUCCGUCUCAUAAACCAGAGUAUCUAAGAUACAUUUGAUUGGAUGUGAUUUUGUUUGUUUCAAAGGAAACUUCAGGCCUUUGAGCGAUUCAUUGAGGAGGGAUGAGGUCCAGAGGCAUGAGAAUUCCUGUCAUUAGAACAAGGCAGAGCGAAGGCGAUUGGAGAUGUUUUUCGAAUCCCAGACAGAAACAUAAAGCUUUACAUUUGGCCAAUGCCUGGGAGCAAAGCAGUGCUGUUUUUGUAAGGUUUUAUGUCUGCUAGGAGCACAUUUGUAUGGAAAUUUUGUAUCGCUCUGUGUUGUGUUGGUGUUGAAGCAUACUGACUGCUUCCCGUUAGAGUAACAGGUGUAAACCAUGAGCCCCAGAGCGCACACCUCUUGCUGGAUGGAAGCUUUGGGAAUUGCUCUGAUGGGUCUCCCUUUUAGGUGAACCUUGCCUUCCACAGUUCUUAUCUUUUUAAUCCCCUUCCUGUUGAGUAAAAACAUGAAGUUGGGAAAGCUCCCCUUCUAGUGCAGUGGGUUAAGGACCCAUUGGUGCCGUGGCUGUGGUGCAGGCUUAAUCCCUGGCCCUGGAACGUCCACCUGCCACGAGUGUGACCAAAAUUAAAACAAAACAAACAAACAAACAAAAGUUCAGUCGGUUUGGCCCCGGAGUACAGCUUAGCUGUUGUUACUUUACCUACAGAUGUUUUAAAAACUGGAAAACAGAUAAAUUGGCAAUACACACGUGACCCCUGUGGUCUGCACUGCCUGUGAAAUCCAGCCUUAUUACAAAACCCAAAGCUACCGCAUACUUCUUUUCUAGUUGUCAUUCUUUUUUGAUGAUGAUUCUUUAAUGCCCUGGUCCUACUGGUUCAAGGUUCGUUUGGAAGGAUUUGUAAGUCACGCGUUAACAGUCAAUGUGAAAGAUUAAAUUAUAUAAUCUCUCCCCAUAUUCGCGUAUGCCCCGCACACACGGUUUGCAUUUAACUUUUAACAUUUGAUUGGUUGACAUGCGACCGAAGAGUUUAGUGAAUUUCAAAAUGUGACAUGAAAGAGAGGGCGUGCUGUACUGGCCUGAAGGACUCAGCUCAGAAAUGCUUCAUAAUAAAGCUUCUGGUAAAAAUUCAUUGCGGGCCCAGCAGUGGCACACCCGGCGUGGAUGCCGGGUGAGCAUAUGUAUGUAAGCGCAGUGAAGAUGUAGUCCUGGCAUCAAGGACAAGUUUCUGGAGUUCCCGUGGUGGCUCAGGGGAAACGAACCCCACCAGUAAUAUGAGGACUCGGGUUUGAUCCCUGGCCUCACACAGUGGGUUAGGGAUCCAGCGUUGCCAUGGUGUAGGUUGCAGAUGUGGCUCAGAUCUGGUGUUGCUGUGGCUCCGGCGUAGGCCGGCAGCUGUAGCUCCUAUUAGACCCCUAGCCUAGGAACCACUUUAAGCCACGGGUACAGAAGACAAAAAAGAUAAAAGACAAAAGAAAAAAAAAGAAUGAGAGUACCUACCUGAAAACGUGCACAUAUAUUAGCUUUGCAGGCAGUGAGAUGCUUCUCCUGCUGGUCCAAGAGCCACUCAUCAGACGCUUGGGUUCAGCCGUGGCAGUGACAGAUGCACCUGUGAGGGGAGACACUUUUCGUGUCGCUUGCUACUUACGUGCUCUCCCUGGGCGUGGAAUAAGAACACGCUCUGAUUUACUGAGCAACCCAUCUGCAUAUAUUUAAAAGCUCUUUAUCAUUAAUGACCUUUGGUUUUUUGUGGGGUGUAUGAGCACAAAGCCACUCAAGAUACAGCUCUACCUGUGAACCAAGUUUUGGCCAGCUCCAUUAGUACGUUUUUUCUUUUGUGGCCGUGCCCAUGGCAUAUGGAAGUUCCCAGGCCAGGGAUUGAAUCCAAGCUACCCUGCAGCUGCAGCAAUGCCAGAUCCUGUAACCUACUGUUCUGGGCCGGGAAUUGAACCUGUGCCUCCAUAGACGCUGGAGCCACUACAGUCAGAUUCUUAACCCACUGCUCCAUAGCGGGAACUCCAGUGCGUAUUUAUUUUCAACGACUAGCAGUUCUCUCAGAUAACCUAAAGGACUUCAAUGCUUUAUGUUUUCCUGUCCUUUUUAAAACCAUGGAAAAUCAAACUCAAAACUUGGGAAAGCUGAAACUCGUGGCAGGCGAGGCUUUGCACCUUCGUUUGGGUCAUCUGCCUUCUUUAUUUCUCAGGUCCAGCCUCCUGGGCAGAGUUUAAUACAACAUCCUCCUGGGACACCGGCUGCUUCUGCUGCUCUGUCUCGCCCGUCAUCGAGGGGCUGGCCCUUGUUUCCGGGCAUCUAGUGCUACAAAACAAAUCACGAAGUCCCCGCCAGCAGGCUCAGCAGUUGGGGACCUCCUUCCCCACAGCUGACAGAUUGACUCAGAUUUUCUGAGGCUGGAAUGUUCACUGAGGACCCUGGAGAAAGAAUCCGCCGAAGGUCCCGGCUCUGCUGCGAUCCAUCUCCUGGAAUUUCCAUGUGAAUCACAGCUCUGCACCUGGAUGGAGCCUAUUCUUUUGUGUGUGUGUUUUUUUUUUUUUUUUUUUUUUUUUUAAUUGGUUCAACAUUUGCUGCUAAUGGGACUUGCCCAGCUGAGUGCUGGCUCUUAGGAAGCCCAUGUUUCUUUGGUAACUUAAAGGAAAAAGGGAGAGGAGGGAGGGAAAGAAACCCCUCCACUGAGACCCCAAACCUGGGCUCCCAGGUAUGGCCCAGGGGGCCCAGGCUGGCUGGAUGCUGCCUGCGGACUCGGAGUCCCUGAGUGCGGCUGUGUUGUGAAUUCUCCUCCUUCCUCUUCCUCCGAGGUUUUGAGUUGGCUGCUGGUUAGCAAACUCCUUUUUACCCAUAUAAGUUAUUUAAUAUAAUAAUGAAGCUCAACACUGUGGUAGGAAAAUAGCCACUAGGAAAAAAAAAAAGCAGAGUUUGUCAUUGGACUGUGUCACGUUUUAGAAGGACCUUCUGUUUUCUUUGCCCUUCGGAGCCGUUGACCAUGGAGCGCUGUGUUUGGCAGGUGUAUUUUUCAGUAGUUGGUUUUUUUGUUGUCGUUACUUAGCUUUCCAUGAUGCCUACUUUUUUUUCCCUCUUGUAAUUUAAAUGUUCUGAAUUUAAGAGUCUUGGGGGGAAAACAACCUCCAUGGCCUAAUGCCAAUUUAAUUUUUUUUAACAGACUGUUAAUUUUCAUUACCUUUCGGAGUCUGUUGGCAACUAAACAUGUGAACAGAAAACAAAUUGGAAAAGUCCUCCCCCCGCACCCCCAACCAGAGCAGAGAACCAAACACAUGAAAAACAUCUUGCUGUUAACUCGGAGGUCGAUCUAAUUGUGAAAUAGUUCUCACCUCGUGAAACAUCUCAGUCAGUCCAUAGUUGCUCCGCCAAACAGCCGUUAGAGUUAUUUACUCCGGGGAAAACUGUAGAGCAGUAACCUGUGCUGAUGCAGAAAAAACCAAAACAUUAUGUUCAAAACAGAGAUGCAUCCUGACAUGGUUUCGAAAACCAGAGCAUAUGCCUGUGCGUACGCUUCCCGCCGUCUCCGCAGACCACACGUGUCUCUCGCGUGUCCUUCUACAGCCAUCUCAAUAUAUGUGACACUCUGUGGCCAGGA